AUGAUGUUGCUCAAACUUGCGGCGGUGUUUGUCACUGCAAUUCUUGCAAUACAAAGUGUAUCAACAGAACCGGCACGGAGAAAGUACAAGUAUAGUUCAAAUAAGGAUGUUUAUUCGUUGGAAGGAUUACAAGCUCGUGUCAUUGGAAAUCCUCUUGUAACGACAUCGAACAAUAAUUUGCCUACUAGUAUUGUUAUACCAUUGCAAUUGGAUCAGUUCAGCAACUAUUUUUUAAAACACAAAUAUGUGACAACUACGUCAACGUCAACGCCAACACCAACUAAACCUCCAAAGCCGACAAGACCAACUAAACCUAAUAAGCCGACUCGCACGCCGAAACCUAAACCUCCGCCAUACUAUCCUCCGUAUUAUCCACCUUAUUAUCCACCCUAUUACCCACCCUAUUAUCCACCACCAUAUUAUCCACAUCCGCCAUUUACAACAACCACGGAGAAGCCAACAACUACAACCACUACUACUACAAAGAAGCCAACAACUACAACCACUACUACUACAAAGAAACCAACUACUACAACAACAACUACUACCACGGAGAAACCAACCACUACUACCACAACAACUACGACAGAGAAACCAACUACUACAACAACUACAGAAAAGCCAACUACUACAACAACUACUACAGAGAAACCAACUACUACAACAACCACUACAGAGAAACCUACUACGACAACAACUACUACAGAGAAACCAACUACAACAACUACAGAGAAACCUAACAGACCGACCAGAUUUCCUCCAUGGUGGCCGUUCCCAACUCCAAGAGCUGGUUCACGUUGGCAAUUAGUUCUUGACUCGCCCUUUGAGUUCAACCGAAGCAUCAAGAGCAAAUAA
Messenger RNA from Calliphora vicina (urban bluebottle blowfly), 855 nucleotides. Its product is annotated as salivary glue protein Sgs-3-like. The transcript has a single exon. The record is from RefSeq and is a predicted model, not a curated record. Lineage: Eukaryota; Metazoa; Arthropoda; Insecta; Diptera; Calliphoridae. Bases 1 to 855 code for a protein of 284 amino acids.